GUGUGUCUGAACCUACAGAUGUCAAUCUCCUGAUCACUUGACAGAUGAUUGGACUUUUCCUCGUCACGAUACUCGGGUUCUUCAGAUCCUGCUUGUCAUUUAUCAGUGCUGUACAUAAAUCACGACAUAUCUGAUACGCAGUUAUCAAACAUUGUAAAAGAAAAUAUUUAUGUUUGGUUUAUGACAUCGACAGAUGUGCUUCGCAGAAAAGAGUGCACGCGUGCGGACUACAAGACCAAGAUGAACAUUUGGCCGGCUGAAAGACGAGACUGGGUGUUCAUAGGAACAUUAACACUGUUGAUUAUGAAUUAUGUGGACUGCAUACAGAACAUAAACUUCCCAACACCAAGUCUUAGCGGCAAAAUCAUCCUUAUUCCAAGAGUUCACCUUCGUGGUUAUCCCCGUAGGACACACUUUUUAUCGGUACAGACUCCAAGAAACGGUAACAUUGCCCUGAAAGACAAUAAAAUUAUACUUGACCCAAGUUUGGUUCAUUCUGAGAGUUCAAGGCCGUUUCAGAGAGACCAGCCACCAGGGACGCAUGUGAUUUUCCACUCCGGUAGAAACGCAAGUUAUACGCAAGAAACUCAGGUUCAUUGGCGAAAUGGUGGAACUAUAUACAAGAAACCAUUUCCUCAUAACUGGUCUUCGGUUUCACGACACAAACACCGAAAUGGCUUGCCUGUUAAUAUUCUACAAGAGACAUUUCAAAUUCGUAAAGAUAAAAAUACUUCAGAGAAUCGGACUGAGGGGCAAUCCAACAAAAAUAUUUUUCAAACCAACUCCAGUGGGUCGAUCUCAAAAAGAAUACAACCAGUUUUUCGGACAAUUGAAGUCAGGAAAGAAUUUCAAAAUGGCUGAUAAUAGUGAUAUACUAACUGUGCGGUGAUACCUUUAUAAUCCGGACGCCAAUGGUCAGGAAAUCUCACGUUGCGGGCAAUAGAUAUUGUUGACUCUGCAAAAUGGUUUUGCUAAUCCGGAUAUUCAGCUACCGGAAUUAGAUGGCAGUUAUCCAAAACCCGACGGUUGUUAUCCCCAAAAAGAGUAAAAAUAUAACCUCAUUUAAACAAAAUAAUAAUAAAAGAUGAGAAAGAAAGAAAGAAAGAAAAAGUAUUAAACUGAAAGUGUCGUGCAUUAUCAUGCUACAUAACCGUAGUUAAUCAAUAAACACAAGCCAAAAUGGUGUACCCUUGAGUUUGUAUUGUUUUAUAGGUUUCUAUUAAUGCGCCUGUGCGAAUUGUUUAUUUAUCUAGAUUAUUAUUGUAUUAAUACUUUAUUAUUUAUUAAGGACAAUUACGUUAAUUAGAUUAAGAGCAACAGUUCUAAACGGUUAAUGGAUAAAAUGUUGCGCAUUUUUAACUAUUCAAGAUGACUGCCAAAACGCACAACUGGCAAUAUCAUUUAAAUCCAAUACGGUCGCUACCAUAACAGCCAGAACAAGGAAAUUGCAAUUAUCACCUUUUACACCCACUGGGAAAAGAUUUUGAUGUUAACAACUAAAUAUUAUGGGCAAAGGAAAUCAUUUAUGACAUCUUGCUAAUAGGGUGAUUGCAUCAUCAAUUAAAUCGAAACUGAAAACGGCCACCAAUAAGUAAGUAGUAGACAUAUCUUGCAUUCUAUUAUUACCACGAACAAUAAUUUAUACUUCAAAUUCAAAUAUAUAUAUAUAUAUAUAUAUAUAUAUAUAUAUAUAUAUAUAUGGUUUUAAUGGGCAAGGAAUUAAUUUCUCGCAUUCACUUUCUACUAUAGAGAAUUUUAUUAAUGCUUGAAUCCAAGAUGGCAACAGCAAAUAAACCAAUUUCUUAGCCGGUGCCCUUGCAGGCAGUGAUACAUCUGUUAUGAUAUAAAGGGUUGUAAAAGAAAUAAUAUUUAAUUUCUGCUUGAUGAAUUUAUGCAGCAACCAUUUUGUUGAUAUAUGUAUUUUCUGAAUAUAUGGCUA
Molecule: messenger RNA, 1939 nt
Organism: Gigantopelta aegis
Lineage: Eukaryota; Metazoa; Mollusca; Gastropoda; Neomphalida; Peltospiridae
Exons: 2
Coding region: 181-861 (226 amino acids)
Source: RefSeq, a predicted model, not a curated record